This is a messenger RNA of Ichthyophthirius multifiliis, 774 nucleotides long. RefSeq lists its product as hypothetical. The transcript is spliced from 6 exons. The annotation marks the transcript as partial. Gene Ontology annotation, molecular function: calcium ion binding. Lineage: Eukaryota; Ciliophora; Oligohymenophorea; Hymenostomatida. The record is from RefSeq and is a predicted model, not a curated record.
AAUUAAAGAAAAUGGUUAAAAUCACAUGGAAAAGAAGAUUAUAUUGAUUUCAAAGAUGAUGAAAUUUUACUUUUAAGAAAUUAUUUUAGAUCUUUAGAUAGCGACGGAGGAGGUAGUAUAGGGGUUGAAGAACUUGAAGAUCCACUUAUUGCUCUAGGCUUAGCAUAAAACAGAGAAGAAGUAUAAAAAUUAAUUGAUUAAGUAGAUUAAGAUGGUUCUGGAGAUAUUGAAUUUACUGAGUUCUUAACAAUUAUGAGUAGUGUUUAGAAAAAUGAUAAAAAUAAAAAAAAUGAUGAUUCUGAAAAAAGUGCAAUCUUUGAUUUUUUUAAAAAAAUGAUGACUGGAAAAUUAGAAGAUGAAAUGGAUUAGAAUGUUCCAUUUCGUUUGAAUGUAAGUUAAUAUAGAAGAAAGAAAAUAUUAGAUGCAAUUAUGAGCUCUAAUAAAGAUAAAAAAGAUAAAGGAUAAAAAAUAUUAUAAGUAUUUAUAAAUAUAUGAUUUUAAAUUUAUUCAUAAAAAAAAAAACAUAGGCAUUCAAAAAAUAAUUGAUAUUUAAAAAAUAGCAAGAAAAAAUUGAAAAAGGAGAAGAUCCUAAUGAUAUUUCCAUUGAUUAAAUACCAAAUAAUGAGAAUGGAGUAAAUACAAGAAAUGGUUUUCCUAAAAUGCCAAGAAUUAUACAACCAACAAAUAAGCUCUUAGUCAAACCAAAAGCAAACCCCAUAUAAAAUUAAUUUAAGUAAUGAUCUAUUUAAUUCUUUACAAAUAUAUUUGGCUACA